AUGGAAGGAGAAAACUUUUUUUUAAAAGAAAAAAUCCAGUAUGACGAAUUUAAUAAGAAUAUACAAGAAGAGUACAAGAAGAGAUUCGAUGUGAAUAACAAAAUAGAAGAAUAUUUUGACGAUGUGCCAGUUACAGCUCCAGUGAAAAGUUCUACAUCUUUAUAUACGUCAACAUCUGUUUCAGAAAAGGAGAAGAAUAAUAGAAACGAGAAAAAAACAUUCCUUCACAAUUUCAUGUUCCCAUUUAUAGAAUUGGGAAACAAAUUUUAUUCAUCUGUCACUUUGAUAUAUGAACCCAAAUUAUAUCACCUCUCUAUAUUUAUGACCAUUCUAUGGGCAUAUAAAAACAUUAAGUGCAUUAACAAAUUGCUCAUUCAUAAAUAUAACGAUAUACAUUAUCAAAUUACUCGACCAGAUUCAUUGAAUAGCAGAUAUAAAGCAUUUAAAGUUUUAGCUAUUGGUGGUUCUGUCAUCCCAUGCUCCUUCAUUGCAUUUACCAUUUACAAUGCCUACAAGGGAAAAACAAAUUCUCUGCAUAUGUCAAAUUAUCAAAAAAUCAUAACCGUUAGAGACACCACAUCUUCCCUUAUUCCAUAUACCUUGAGGAGAGACAUAUCGCGAAAGUUGCAACUACUAAAGGAGAAAACCCUCUUCUUUGGAAAAGACUUGGCUGAAAAUAAUAACUUCAAGAAAUUGUCUAAGGAAUAUCACAGAAAUGUUGACAAACGGUUGCAACGACAUUUUUUAAAGAAGGGCGACCCCUUGGGAUAG
Molecule: messenger RNA, 771 nt
Organism: Plasmodium gonderi
Lineage: Eukaryota; Apicomplexa; Aconoidasida; Haemosporida; Plasmodiidae
Exons: 2
Coding region: 1-771 (256 amino acids)
Source: RefSeq, a predicted model, not a curated record